UAAAAAUUUCCAAAACAUCCCACCAGCAAAGAGAGAAAGAGAGAGAGAGCAGGUUCUUGCAACUUACUUAUAUCUUUGCGCAGUUUCGAAAUGGCGAAUAAAGCCCCGUUUAAGACAACUUUCGAAGCCACCGAAGUAAUUCGUCCCAUUUUUACAGGUGGCGCUGUCGCAUUGGAGAAUGGCGCACGAAUUCUCGCGACGACUCUUGGUGAGGAUGCGAUCUUGACCGACAUAAAAACAGGGAAACACAUCACGACAGUGGAAGGAGAUGGGGAAUCAAUAUCUACACUAACUUUAACUCCUUCGGGAUCCCACCUCAUUAUAUGUUCUCGCUCGUUAUCUAUGCGGAUAUAUGCCCUUAAGGCUUCCACCGAUUCGAUAGAACCUCAAUUGGUACGAACAGUGAAACCUCACACGACUCCCGUCGUUGUGCUCGCCGUCGAUAAAACUAGCACCCUCUUAGCGACUGGAGGAACCGAUGGUUCGAUCAAAGUUUGGGAUAUAAAUGGCGGUUAUGUUACACAUACUUUUCGAGGACCGAGUGUGCUUGUGUCUGCUUUACACUUUUUCGAACUCGCCGCGGGUUCGACAAGCGCUGUAGAAAACGACUCGAAGGACAAGGGUAAAAGAAGAAAAUCAAAGGGCGCAAUUGAAGACGAUCGAAAUGACGCGAGCUCCACGGCAAAAUUCCGGCUUGCCUCGGGAAGCCAAGAUGGAAAAGUCCGUAUAUGGGACUUACACAAGAGGAGCGUCGUUGCAAACCUCGACUCGCACGUUUCAGAUGUUCAAGGCCUGGACUACUCUCCCUCACAAAAUGUGCUGGUAACUGCUGGCAGGGACAAAACGGUCAGAUGGUGGGAUGCAAAGUCUUGGAAGAUACGGAAGGUUGUUCCGUGCUUUGAGCUUGUCGAGGCAGCUGGUUUUAUUGGGGAUGGCCAACUCACCUAUACUGCCGGAUCGAACGGGUGCUUACGGUUCUGGGAUACAGAAACUGGACGGGAACUCACAAAAGAGCAAGCGCCCAAGUCUGAGGUUGAAGCUUUUGUAGGAGCUAUCUACAGGCCAGAAUUCCCAUUCGUGAUCUGUGUUCAAGUCGACCACACGCUUUCUCUAUUUGACGUUCCUUCCGAUGUCCACAAGCAAUCCCAGCUACCGCCUCCUGAACCGUUCCGACGAAUUUCGGGUACCCACGACGAUAUCAUAGAUUUACGAUAUCUACUUCCAGACCAUUCUGCAAUGGCUUUAGCGACGAACUCCGAAGACAUCCGAAUAGUGUCCGUAACUGAGCCAAAGUCCGGGACGAAAGCUAUAGUAUCUUCCGAGUAUUUUGGACAAGAUAUUGCCCUCCUCAAGGGUCAUGAAGACAUCAUAAUAUCACUCGAUGUUGACUGGUCUGGACACUGGGUCGCUACGGGCGCUAAAGAUAACACUGCGAAGUUGUGGCGAGUAGACCCGGCUAAUAAUUCUUACAUUUGCUGGGCAACGUUUCCGGGACAUGCCGAAUCUGUCGGAGCUGUGGCAUUGCCUCGAAGUCGACCAGUGGAAGGUUCAAAGGCAUUUGCUGACCCACUAGGCCAUCCACCUUCAUUCUUAAUUACAGGGUCGUCAGACCAGACUAUAAAACGAUGGGAGGUCCCUAAAGAGCCCCAGCACGGUGCAAAGACGUCUAUCAGGGCUGCUUAUACCCGGAAAGCUCACGACAAGGACAUCAAUGCUAUCGAUAUUAAUCACGCAUCGCGCUUAUUUGCCUCGGCUUCCCAGGAUAAAACAGUGAAAAUAUGGUCGGUAGAAGAGGGAGAAGUGCAGGGUAUUCUCCGAGGUCACCGGCGAGGUGUUUGGUCAGUCAGCUUCGCCCCGCCUAGCACACCCGUGCUUCAGGGCGAGCAAGGGUCAGUUGCUGGGAAGGGUGUUAUACUUACUGGAAGUGGCGACAAGACACUCAAGCUCUGGAAUCUUACGGAUUAUACAUGCUUGAGGACAUUCGAGGGCCAUUCGGAUACGGUCCUCAAGGUAGUAUGGCUUAAUAUCCCGCCAAACGAAGAGCGUGGUAAAAAGCCUAUACUAUGCGCUAGCGCUGGAGGAGAUGGUCUAGUGAAAGUAUGGGACGUCAAUAACGGCGAGAACGAAUGCACAUUGGAUAACCAUGAGGACCGAGUCUGGGCACUUGCGGUACAUCCCGAGACCAAUAUGAUCGUAUCUGGUAGCGGCGACUCAACCGUCACAUUCUGGAAGGAUACUUCGAGCGAAACGCAGAUUGCUUCUAACGAGGCAGCACUAAAACGUAUUGAGCAGGAACAGGAGCUUGAAAAUUACGAAUACGUGGGAGCCUAUCGGGAAGCCAUAACAAUGGCGCUUCAGCUGAACCAUCCUCGCAAGCUUCAGAGUCUCUUCGAACGGGUAGUCCAUUCGAAGACAGCAGACCCGGAAAGCCUUUCCGGCUUAAAGGCGGUUGACGAGGUAUUAGCGUCCCUUUCGGACGAUCAAUUAUUCUUGCUUCUCCUGAGGCUGAGGGACUGGAAUACCAACGCCCGGACUGCACCUAUGGCUCAGCGCAUCCUCUGGGCUCUCGUAAAGAGUUACCCAGCAUCACGUUUCUCUAAUCUAUCUGUUAAGGGAGCCCAAGGCCAGAAGAGUGUAAAGGAGGUCUUAAACGCGCUUAAGGUCUAUACUGAACGGCACUAUAAGCGCAUGGAAGAGCUCGUCGAGGAGAGCUAUCUGGUGGAAUAUACCCUGCAGGAAAUGGAUAGUCUCGCGCCCAGUUUAAGUAGCAUGAAGUUGGUGGAGAAUGGUGAUAUGGAUGUGGUGAUGGCAUCUUAAUUAUAUAUAGCUUAGGUACCUACCUAGUUGUUUGAAUAUAUUGUACCCGGUUGGCAUUUCAAAAGUUA
Messenger RNA from Daldinia caldariorum, 2885 nucleotides. Its product is annotated as U3 small nucleolar RNA-associated protein. The record is from RefSeq and is a predicted model, not a curated record. The coding region runs from base 91 to 2817 and encodes 908 amino acids. The transcript has 3 exons. Gene Ontology annotation, molecular function: protein binding; U3 snoRNA binding. Gene Ontology annotation, biological process: endonucleolytic cleavage to generate mature 5'-end of SSU-rRNA from (SSU-rRNA, 5.8S rRNA, LSU-rRNA); endonucleolytic cleavage in 5'-ETS of tricistronic rRNA transcript (SSU-rRNA, 5.8S rRNA, LSU-rRNA). Gene Ontology annotation, cellular component: nucleolus; 90S preribosome; small-subunit processome. NCBI's taxonomy places the organism in Eukaryota, Fungi, Ascomycota, Sordariomycetes, Xylariales, Hypoxylaceae.